Solanum pennellii is the source of this 1574-nucleotide messenger RNA. Its product is annotated as probable N-acetylglucosaminyl-phosphatidylinositol de-N-acetylase. Bases 598 to 1374 code for a protein of 258 amino acids. The transcript has 12 exons. Gene Ontology annotation, molecular function: N-acetylglucosaminylphosphatidylinositol deacetylase activity. The record is from RefSeq and is a predicted model, not a curated record. Gene Ontology annotation, cellular component: endoplasmic reticulum. Gene Ontology annotation, biological process: GPI anchor biosynthetic process. NCBI's taxonomy places the organism in Eukaryota, Viridiplantae, Streptophyta, Magnoliopsida, Solanales, Solanaceae.
UUAGUUAUAGGUUAGUCUAUCUACAAAUCAGAAAUUGAAGUAAUAGAACAAAAGUUAUACAAAAUCGACCUAAUUACCGUAAACUAUUAGUAGACUCUGUGGCUGAACCAUAAUUUCAUUAGGAGGUUCAAAAAUAUGAAGAAGCUAAGGGAUUCAACAUCUUAUAUUAUAUAAAUCAAAAAUAUUUUUUUAACCUUGUAUCUACAAUGUUAUUUUUGGUGGAAGGGGUUCGGAUGACACUCCUUGCUCCUACCUAGCUCCGCCCUUGUGUAGACUGUGUCAUUGACAGGUCCGUGUAAAAGGCAGGUGAUGCAUGUCUCGCGUCUUCAAAUCCUGGUGUAGUUGAGCAGACUGAACUCCUGCACAGAAAAAGGAACAAGAAAAGCAAAACCAAAGAAAAUGAAUACAGAUUUUUACAGCAAUACAUUCAUAUACCAGAAUUUAACUACAGACUCCUCAAACUCGCACGGGUUUAUAAACUGCACAAUAAGAUUAAAUCAGUUCCGAUUUCUGUGUACUAGAUCCAACAUCCUUGUUCCAAAGAAGAAAAUUGAUAGAAUUCUGUGCUAUCUGUAGUUCUGCUAGCAAAAAAAUUAAAUGGAGUGGCCAGUAAUCAUCAUUACAUUGUUUGUGCUGUGGGUGGCUUCACUCUUUAAAAUUCUCCACGAAUCUCUCUCUGCCUCACAAGCUGCAGUUCUAAAUGAUGGUGGAGUAUUUCACAACAGAAAUGUCUUAUUGGUUAUUGCCCAUCCUGAUGAUGAGUCUAUGUUCUUUACUCCAACCCUUAAUUAUUUAUCUUCGAGAGGAUGUAAUUUGCACAUAUUAUGCAUGUCAUCAGGUAAUGCAGAUGGUAUGGGCAAUGUCAGAAAAGAAGAACUUUAUUUAGCUUCGAUUGUACUUAAGGUUCCACAAAAGCAAGUGAAAGUCCUUGACCAUCCAGCUCUACAGGAUGGUUUUGGCAAAUCAUGGAACUCUAAGUUAUUGUCAAAGAUUAUCAAGAAGGAAAUUGUUAAUUCUGCAAUUGAUUUGGUCAUAACUUUUGAUAAUUAUGGAGUCUCAGGUCACUGUAACCAUCAAGAUGUUCAUCAAGGUGUACGAAAACUGUUACAAGAUACUUCACAUAAAGAAGUUGACGCCUGGGAGCUUGUUAGCACUAGCAUAUUGCGCAAGUACAGUGGACCAGUUGACAUAUGGCUGUCCCUUCUAUCUGCUAAGUUCCAUUUAAGCGGAGUAAGGCAUUGUUUGCUAAAUGAACAUCCCAGAAGGAGCUUAGCUGCAAUGGCUCAGCACAAGAGCCAGUGGGUUUGGUUUCGCAAGCUAUUUGUUUCUUUCUCAAGUUACACAUAUGUUAACUGCCUUAAGAAGAUCAAUUAGAUACAUAUAAGGUUAUUGGUUCCUCAAGAAGCUUUAGAAAGUGAAGGCAGUGUUAGAAUUAUUGGUAAUUGCAGAAAUAGUUGGUUAAAAAAAAUAUUAUUUUUGUGUGAUUUACAUGAAUGACCUUGAACUUUUGAUCCCGUUUGCUCCAAGAAGUUUAAUAAAUUUUAUCUCAUAAAUGGAACUUCUGAUUGUUGUGA